This is a messenger RNA of Cynara cardunculus var. scolymus (artichoke), 1162 nucleotides long. Its product is annotated as heavy metal-associated isoprenylated plant protein 7-like. Lineage: Eukaryota; Viridiplantae; Streptophyta; Magnoliopsida; Asterales; Asteraceae. The record is from RefSeq and is a predicted model, not a curated record. Bases 229 to 1104 code for a protein of 291 amino acids. Gene Ontology annotation, molecular function: metal ion binding. The transcript is spliced from 5 exons.
ACUUCGGUUUGGACCGUACCGUCCACCACCCCUACUUGAAAGUUGAAACGACCCCCAUUCCACCUCAGUUUCCGAUGACGCACAUGGCUUCCCUGACCCUCUCUACUAGAUCUAACGGUAAUCAAACAACACAACUCACUCUCUAGUCUCUAACUCUAUCCGCAAGUAUUCGAGAUUGAAAAGUUUAAACCUAAAUCUUCAAUCCAUUUGAUCUCAAAAUCGGAGCUAAUGGUGGAGGAAGUACAGAAAGCAGCGGAAGUGCCAAAAUCGGCUGCCGAUGAUAAGAAGCAGGAAUCAGAGGAGUCGUCUCUACCUCCUCCGAUUGUUUUGAGAGUGUUCAUGCAUUGUGAAGGCUGUGCUAGCAAACUCCGGCGAUGUCUCAAAGGAUUUGAUGGAGUUGAUGAUGUUAAGACGGAUUGCAAGACGCAUACGGUUGUAGUGAAGGGAGAGAAAGCAGAUCCGUUGAAGGUUCUAGAAAGGAUCCAGAAGAAGAGCCAUCGCCAGGUCGAGCUUCUCUCUCCGGUACCAAAAUCACCGGCGGAGCAGUCGGAAAAAAAGGAAGAGAAAGAGGCUUCCAAGCCUGAAGAGAAGAAAGAGGAGGCUCCUCCACAGGUGAUUACAGUGGUUUUGAAGGUCCAUAUGCAUUGUGAAGCUUGUGCUCAAGGAAUCAGAAAACGCAUUCUGAAGAUGAAUGGUGUGGAAAGUGCAGAAGCAGAUCUGAAGCAGUCAGAAGUGACGGUGAAAGGCACAUUUGAGCCACCGCAGCUGGCGGAGUACGUCAACAAGAAAAUGGGCAAACAAGCAAUGAUUGUGAAGCAAGAGCCAGAGCCUAAGAAACCAGAAGCCAACAACAAGGGUAAAGAUGGAAAAGUCGAAAAAAACGAAGGUGGUGCCGAUGAGAAAAAAGCAACAGGUGAAGGAGCGGCCAAACCGGCGGAGGCGGCCGGUGGCGCAGAUGACAAGAAAGUGGUGGAGCUGAGGAAGAAUGAAUUCAAUUUUUACCAAAGUAACCUUCCGAGAUACGCCGUGGAGUCGGCUUAUGGUUAUCCGGCGGCUCCACAAAUAUUCAGCGAUGAGAAUCCCAAUGCCUGUUUUGUUAUGUGAAUUUGGAAUUUAUGGUUUAAUUUAAUUUGAUGCUACAAUAUCCUAUUUUUGUUGCUAC